Mustela erminea (ermine) is the source of this 4118-nucleotide messenger RNA. It is a transcript of the gene NYAP1, whose product is annotated as neuronal tyrosine phosphorylated phosphoinositide-3-kinase adaptor 1. Lineage: Eukaryota; Metazoa; Chordata; Mammalia; Carnivora; Mustelidae. Gene Ontology annotation, biological process: neuron projection morphogenesis; phosphatidylinositol 3-kinase/protein kinase B signal transduction. The coding region runs from base 793 to 3333 and encodes 846 amino acids. The record is from RefSeq and is a predicted model, not a curated record. The transcript is spliced from 7 exons.
AGCCUUGGUGCGGGGAGGUGGGGUGGGGGGGACAGGGAGUAGUGAGGAUUGGCGGGGCGAGAGACGGAGAAACCCAGGGUAGCAGGACAAGGAGAAGGGGAGGGGUGCCCGGGAACCUGGGGCCCUUGGAUGGAGAGGGGGAUGAAGCCGCCAGGUUUGGAACAAACAGGGAAGGGAGAGGACGGCAGUGAGGAGGGGCGCCUAGGAGGAGAGGUGAGGCCGACGGCGGAAAGGAGAGUGUGUUUGGGGGGAGGGAAACCAGAGCAGGUCUGGAGGCCGCUGCUCAGAAGGUAGCUAUGGGGCCAGACGGGAGACCCCCCGGGUGGGAUUGAGGGCAGAGACUGGAAGAGGGAAGCCGGGAGCCUCCCAGAUCCUGGAGGAGGAAGAAGGGGAUCUGGGCCAUCAUCGAGGGAGGUGGAGACUGUCACUGAGGGGCCGGGACGCAGGCAUAGGGGUGGACGGAGGCCCGGGGCCCAGGCAGAGGACUGGAAGGGAAAACUGCCCGCAGGGAAUGGAAAUGGAUGGUUGGGUAGUAUUGUAGACGCCCAACUCCGAGUGCCCCCCACUCCUUUGCCAGAAUCCUCACCCUGCCCUCAUGACAUCCCCAGCGUCAGGGCCCGAGAGGGGGUGGGGAUUCUGACCAUCUCCCCCUUCCCCAGUGGGGUACAAUGUACGCAAGUAGGCCGUAGCAGAACUCCUUGUCUGUAGUGGAUCCGGGACCCAGGGAGGGCCGCCCCCCGGGCCUGGUGGCGCUGAGCAGGGCCCCCCAGCCCCCACCUCCUGCCCCACGACAUGAACCUCCUCUACCGAAAAACCAAGCUGGAGUGGAGGCAGCACAAGGAGGAGGAGGCCAAGAGGAGCUCCAGUAAGGAGGUGGCUCCUGCAGGCCCCGCAGGGUCCGGGGCCGGCCCGGGGCCUGGGGUCCGGGUGCGGGACAUCGCCUCGCUGCGCCGCUCCCUCAGGAUGGGCUUCAUGACGAUGCCAGCCUCCCAGGAGCACACCCCCCACCCCUGCCGCAGCGCCAUGGCCCCACGGUCACUCUCCUGCCAUUCAGUGGGCAGCAUGGACAGUGUUGGGGGUGGACCUGCGGGGGGAGGCGGGGGUCUCACAGAGGACAGCAGUGCCCGAAGACCCCCUGCCAAGCCCCGGAGACAUCCCAGCACCAAGCUCAGCAUGGCAGGGUCGGGCGUAGAGAUGCCCCCCAGCAAGAAAGCAGGCUCACAGAAGCCAACCCCAGAGGGCCGAGAGUCCAGCCGGAAGGUUCCGCCACAGAAGCCCCGGAGAAGCCCGAACACCCAGCUCUCAGUCUCCUUCGAUGAGUCCUGUCCCCCAGCCCCCUCUCCUCGUGGGGGGAAUCUGCCCCUUCAGCGCCUCAGUAGGGGGUCCUGCAUAGCUGGGGACCCUGAGGUGGGUGCCCAGGAAGAGGAGCCCGUGUACAUUGAGAUGGUGGGGGAUGUCUUCAGGGGAGGAGGACGAAGUGGAGGGGGCCUGACUGGGCCCCCUCUUGGGGGAAGGGGCCCAACCCCUCCAGCGGGCGCUGACUCGGACUCAGAGGAGAGCGAGGCCAUAUAUGAGGAGAUGAAGUACCCGCUGCCCGAGGAGGCAGGAGAAGGCCGGCCCAACGGGGCCCCCCCAUUGACCGCAAGCUCCUUGCCACACCAGCCUCCCGCCCUGCAGCCCCACGCCCACCGCCGGCCAGCGUCAGCCCUCCCAAGCAGGAGGGAUGGGACACCUACCAAGGCCACUCCUUGUGAAAUCCCCCCGCCCUUCCCCAACCUCCUCCAGCACCGUCCUCCGCUCCUGGCCUUCCCCCAAGCCAAGGCUGCUUCCCGAACCCCUGGCGAUGGGGUCUCGAGGCUACCGGUCCUCUGCCACUCGAAGGAGCCAACGGGCUCCACCCCAGCUCCCCAAGUGCCUGCCCGGGAGCGGGAGACGCCUCCCCCACCGCCUCCGCCUCCUGCUGCCAACCUGCUGCUGCUGGGACCCUCGGGCCGGGCCCGGAGCCACUCAACACCGUUGCCACCCCAGGGCUCUGGCCAGCCCCGGGGGGAGCGGGAGCUCCCCAACUCCCACAGCAUGAUCUGCCCCAAGGCGGCAGGGGUGCCGGCAGCCCCUCCUGCCCCGGCCGCCUUGCUCCCUGGCCCCCCCAAGGACAAGGCUGUGUCUUACACCAUGGUGUACUCGGCAGUCAAGGUGACCACGCAUUCUGUCCUGCCAGCUGGUCCACCCCUAGGUGUUGGGGAACCAAAGACGGAGAAGGAGAUCUCGGUCCUCCAUGGAAUGCUGUGCACCAGCUCGAGGCCCCCAGUGCCUGGGAAGUCCAGCCCCCACAGCGGGGCCAUGGGCGCGGCAGCUGGGGUCCUCCACCAUCGGGGCUGCCUGGCCUCCCCACACAGCCUUCCGGACCCGACUGCGGGCCCCCUGACUCCCCUAUGGACCUACCCGGCUGCAGCAGCUGGGCUCAAGAGACCCCCUGCCUAUGAGAGCCUCAAGGCCGGGGGGGUGCUGAAUAAGGGCUGUGGAAUGGGGGCCCCAUCCCCCAUGGUCAAGAUCCAGCUGCAGGAGCAAGGGACCGACGGGGGUGCCUUUGCCAGCAUCUCCUGCGCGCAUGUCAUCGCCAGUGCAGGGACACCAGAGGAGGAGGAAGAGGAGAUGGGCGCCACGACAUUUGGGGCAGGCUGGGCUCUGCAGAGGAAGGUCCUGUACGGAGGGAGGAAAGCAAAAGAGCUGGACACAGAGGUCGAGGAUGGUGGCCGGGCCUGGAAUGGCAGUGAGGGUCCAGGCAAGGCGGAGCGUGAGGAGCGAGGCCCCAUGGCGUCAGGGAUUCCAGUGAGGAGUCAGGGGGCAGAGGGCCUGCUGGCCAGGAUCCACCACGGAGGGGACCGAGGAGGGAGCCGCACAGCGCUACCUGUACCCUGCCAGACGUUUCCUGCUUGCCACCGCAAUGGAGACUUCACAGGAGGCUACCGCCUGGGGCGCUCGGCCUCCACAUCUGGAGUCCGGCAGGCCGCGCUCCGCACCCCCCGACCCUGCAGCCAGCCUAGGGAUGCCCCAAGCCAGGAGGAAGGGGCACAGACCCAGCCCGCGCUGCCGCUGCCGCUGCCCCUGCCGCCUCAGCCCGCCCGCGAGCGCGACGGCAAGCUGCUGGAGGUGAUCGAGCGCAAGCGCUGCGUGUGCAAAGAGAUCAAGGCCCGCCACCGCCCCGACCGAGGCCUCUGCAAGCAGGAAAGCAUGCCCAUCCUCCCCAGCUGGCGGCGGGGGCCGGAGCCCCGCAAGUCCGGCACCCCGCCCUGCCGCCGGCAGCACACCGUCCUCUGGGACACUGCCAUCUGAGGAGGCCGCGAGGCCCGGGCACCGGACUGGGGAGCGGGGCGGGGGUGCCCGGCUCUCCGGGAGACUUGCCUUGAAAGAGGGACACUUGAAGGACCAGGUGAGAGAAAGCCAGGGAGAAGCCCCAGCCUUGCACCCUAACAACCCCCACCCCGCAGACGGGGGUAUCUGCCAGGCCCAUCGGGCACGCCCGCCCCACCCGCAUCCCCUGAAAUUUGGGGAGGAGGGUUUGAGGUUGGGGGUGAGGCCCUUCGCUGCUCUCCAUGCUGGGCGAGGCAGACUCCUCCUGAGAGGGCAAAGGCCAAUCCUGGAGGUCAGCAUGGGGGAGGAGGAAAGGGAAGGGAGGAAGGGGGGGGCGGGUCAGGUGAAGGACGGGGCUAGCGAGUGUGAGGUAGAGGGGCUCUUUAUAGAGCCAGGAGUGGGGAGGGGGUAUUUAUUUCGUUAUUUAUUUUAGUUGGGAGGGCAGUUCUGGCCUCUUCUGACCUACUCCUGGGCAGGGAGUAGGCAGUGGGGGGCAAUUAAAGGGAACCAAGUUGGCGCUCUCCCCAAGCCUGAAGCUGGCACAGCCACACCCACCCUGACCGUGGGGAUUGGUGUGGAUUGGGGAGCCAAGCAAGAGGAGGGAGGGGCCCCAGCGAGCUGAGGGCCGCAGACUCAUUUACAGUAUUUUACCACAGCCAGAAUUUGGUAGUGAGUGUGGCCUGCUGUGUAACAGGCAUCUUACUUAGCUCUGGGGUGAGGGGGUAGCACCAGGGAUGGGCGGGGUGAUGGGGAAGGAGGGAAAUUUU